This is a messenger RNA of Adineta ricciae, 261 nucleotides long. NCBI's taxonomy places the organism in Eukaryota, Metazoa, Rotifera, Eurotatoria, Adinetida, Adinetidae. The record is from the annotation of a GenBank genome assembly.
AUGGAUUCACGACCAAGAAGCACGUUCUCGUCUGUUGUCACAGCAACAUCCCAAAUGCCAUCACUUACAAAUUUCAAAGCAGCUGCAUGUUUGGAAAGUAACGCAGUUGCUCUCUCGCGGAGACAGGUGGCAAAUGUAGCCGGUUACACAACUCAACGAACAUUAUCUAUCCAUCAUAUAAUGGAUUUCACCACUAUCAAAACUAUUUCCGAUGAUCAAACGACUACAUAUGUGGACCAGGCUGGUCUCAUCAAUGGGUGA